Fusarium pseudograminearum CS3096 is the source of this 573-nucleotide messenger RNA. RefSeq lists its product as uncharacterized. The coding region runs from base 1 to 573 and encodes 190 amino acids. The record is from RefSeq and is a predicted model, not a curated record. The transcript has a single exon. Lineage: Eukaryota; Fungi; Ascomycota; Sordariomycetes; Hypocreales; Nectriaceae.
AUGAUAGUAUCUGCUCCGGUCCAGCUGCUAUGGCUUCAUGCGGUUCUGUCUGACACUCCUUUGUCGCUGAGUGCUUCGACAAGAUAUCUUCGGUCCAUAACAGCGAUGCAGUGGCUGCAAUUUAUCGCCACCAUCCUGUCAUUCUGUCUCGUUGAAGAGACCAUAGAGCUCGCCAUCGACGAGAGUCUGAAAUUGUUCAUAGGCCACGAAGAUUUGAGUGGUGACAUUAACACAAGUGAAGCAAGGUCAGUGGUUCGUAUAAUCAUGGCCCACUACGCUGUAUCAAAAGCUGUGAAGCUCGUACUAUGGGUCCCAGCUACUGUUGCGGCUGUGCAAGCGGCUCCUGAUAUCCAUAGAGGAGGACGUGGUCAAGUCACAAACGAGUUCUGUGCCAGCAUGGUUGAUUGCAUGAAAUCUAUACCACUGUCGUUGUGGGUCAGGUGUGGCAUCUACUACAGUGUUGCAGCGGCUAUUGGGGUCUUGACAAAGGUGGUCGACGGUGCAUUCGUUGUGCAUGUCAAAUUAGGUGGUGAAAAGACGUCACAGCUUAGUGAUCUUGAGUCGUCGAAGUAG